CCUGUGGAUCAGGUUAAUGCUUAGCCUGGGCCUCCUCCCCCUCCCUGGGCCAUCGGCCUCCUUAAAUGGCAUCUUAGGGAGCGGGUUCUGGACAGACCCGAUCAUCAUCGUGGGUGACUCCAUCAUUCAACUGAAGAUGUCACCCUCUGUCUUCCUGCUGCUGCUGGUUGCUGGGCUCCUUCCUGCGGCCCGCUGUGAUGAGGUCAUUACCACACCAGCUGCUCCCCAGGACCCCGCCGAGAGCCUCACACCUUCCUACCAGUUCUCGGUCAACAUGUUCGACUUUGCAUUGAAUCUGUACCGGCAACUGGCUUCUGACUCCAACUCCACCAACAUCUUCUUCUCCCCACUGAGCAUAUCCUCAGCCUUCGCCCUGCUGUCCCUGGGAGCCCGGUCGGCCACCCAAACCCAGAUCCUCGAGGGCCUCGGGUUCAACUUGACACGCAUCUCAGAGGCAGAGAUCCACAAGAGCUUCCAGGACAAAGUCCGCUCCCUCACUCGGGCCGACAGAGAGUUCCAGCUGGACAUGGGUAGUGCUUUGUUUGUGGACAACAAACUCAAGCUGCUGGAACGCUUCUUGGAGGACGCUAAGAACUUGUACUCCUCGGAAGCCUUCUCAACCGACUUCAAUGACCCGGUGGCGGCUGAGAAGCAGAUCAACGAUUAUGUGGAGAAGGCAACGCAUGGGAAGAUCAUGGAACUGGUCAAGGACCUUGAUUUACAAACCCUCUUGGUCGUGGUGAAUUUUAUCUCCCUUAAAGUGAAAUGGGAGAAACCUUUCGAUGAGGAAAAUACCAAGGAGGGUGACUUUUUUGUGGAUGAGAAGACGACAGUGAGAGUGCCCAUGAUGCAGAGGCUGGGCAUGUACAACUUCAUGUACGACAGAGAACUCUCGUGCCACGUGGUGCUGAUGCAAUAUGUCGGCAAUGCCUCCGCUUAUUUUGUGCUACCACAGCAAGGGAAAACGAAGCAGGUGGAGGACAAACUGUCGAAGGAUCGUAUUCUGAAUUGGUUGGAAUCUCUGCAAAGGAGGUCGCUCAACUUGGUUCUUCCCAAAUUUUCCAUUUCAAGCACCUACCAGCUUGAAAAGAUCCUGGGAAAACUGGGCAUGACUGACGUGUUCAGUAACAAGGCUGACCUCUCUGGCCUCACGGACCAGGUCCAUCUCAAGGUCUCAAAAGCCGUGCACAAGGCCAUGCUGAACGUUGAUGAGAAAGGGACCGAGGCAGCAGCGGCCACUGCCGUGGAAGUCAUGCCCCUGUCCCUUCCUCCCACCGUGGUCUACAACCACCCCUUCCUGGUGAUCAUUUUUGAUAAAAACACUCAGACCACGCUUUUCAUGGGGAAGAUCGUCAAUCCCACGGCCCCAUGAGCCCCUGCAGGCAAGAUGCACACUUCUCUGCCCUCCAUCCAAUAAAGAAGCGUUCCGA
This is a messenger RNA of Tachyglossus aculeatus (Australian echidna), 1430 nucleotides long. Its product is annotated as alpha-1-antitrypsin-like. The transcript has 5 exons. NCBI's taxonomy places the organism in Eukaryota, Metazoa, Chordata, Mammalia, Monotremata, Tachyglossidae. Gene Ontology annotation, biological process: negative regulation of endopeptidase activity. The record is from RefSeq and is a predicted model, not a curated record. Bases 17 to 1372 code for a protein of 451 amino acids. Gene Ontology annotation, molecular function: serine-type endopeptidase inhibitor activity.